This is a messenger RNA of Oryza sativa Japonica Group (Japanese rice), 820 nucleotides long. Its product is annotated as 14 kDa proline-rich protein DC2.15. The record is from RefSeq and is a predicted model, not a curated record. Lineage: Eukaryota; Viridiplantae; Streptophyta; Magnoliopsida; Poales; Poaceae.
CGUCAAAUUGAAUGCCAAACCAUCACAAGCACUAAGCAAAUCGAUCGAGUUAUCAAGAGAUAAUUAAUAUCGUUUCGGUUUAGUGCGCGUGAUCCAGCAGCAGCAAUGGCAGGCAAGGCCUCGAUCGCGCUAUUCCUCGCCGUCAACCUGGUGGUCUUCUCGUUGGGCAGCGCCUGCGGCGGCCACUGCCCGACGCCGACGCCGCCGACCCCGUCGACGCCCACCCCGACUCCCGCCGCAUUCGGCAAGUGCCCACGCGACGCGCUGAAGCUGGGCGUGUGCGCCAACGUGCUGGGCCUCAUCAAGGCCAAGGUGGGCGUGCCGCCGGCGGAGCCGUGCUGCCCGCUGCUGGAGGGGCUCGUCGACCUCGAGGCGGCGGUGUGCCUCUGCACGGCCAUCAAGGGCAACAUUCUCGGCAUCAACCUUAACCUCCCCGUCGACCUCAGCCUCAUCCUCAACUACUGCGGCAAGCGCGUGCCCACCGGCUUCAAGUGCUUCUAAAGGCUUUAUAAAGUAGCCGCGCGAUCGAUCCAUGCACGUCUCAACGCAACAGGGGUUUAUUUGGUUCCUACGUGCUAGCAGCGUGUUGUCACUUGUCAUGCAUGGGCAUGUUCAUGCAUGCGUGCAUUUGGUGGCAAGAAGUACGUAUCUGGUUUGAUUCGAUAUGAUUUUGUUUAAUUUGUGGCCUUCUCCGCGCGUACGCGAGAUUAUGCAUCGGGGUACAUGUUUGUUUUAUUUUUUGGAAAUUAUUGUUUGAUUCAUAUCACUUGUAUUGUAUUCAGUACGUAAAAAUAAAGUCUCUCUGCUCUGUUAUUUGUAA